This is a messenger RNA of Solanum stenotomum, 1472 nucleotides long. Its product is annotated as chaperone protein dnaJ GFA2, mitochondrial. Gene Ontology annotation, biological process: protein refolding; response to heat. The transcript is spliced from 15 exons. NCBI's taxonomy places the organism in Eukaryota, Viridiplantae, Streptophyta, Magnoliopsida, Solanales, Solanaceae. The record is from RefSeq and is a predicted model, not a curated record. Gene Ontology annotation, molecular function: ATP binding; heat shock protein binding. Gene Ontology annotation, cellular component: cytoplasm. The coding region runs from base 50 to 1147 and encodes 365 amino acids.
AUGAAUUUUGACUAACAUAACCUCUUCCCUGUUCAAUGUUUGGUUAGGCAUGAGUAUGAAAGAUUUUUAUGAGGUUCUUGGCGUCAAUCGAAAUGCAACUGCCUCUGAAAUAAAAAAGGCUUAUUAUGGGCUUGCAAAGCAACUGCAUCCAGAUAUGAACAAAGAUGAUCCAGAUGCUGAAAAAAAGUUUCAAGAAGUCUCAAAGGCUUAUGAGGUUUUGAAGGAUGAUAGUACACGUGAACAAUAUGAUCAGCUUGGGCAUGAUGCAUUUAAUAAUAUGAACAAUGGUGGAGGUGGAGGUCCUGGAUUUGAUCCAUUUGGUGGCUUCAAAAGUCCAUUUGAAGACAUGUUCAAAAAUGCUGAUAUUUUUGGCAACAUCUUUAACAGAGACAUGGGUGGAGAGGAUGUCAAGGUUCCGAUUGAACUAUCCUUCAUGGAAGCUGUUCAGGGGUGCUCUAAGACUAUAACAUUCCAAACAGAUUUGCCUUGCACUGCUUGUGGUGGAAGUGGUGUGCCCCCUGGCACUAAACCUGAAACUUGUAGGCGCUGCAAAGGUUCAGGCGUGUCAAUCUCGCAAACUGGUCCUUUCACACUUCAGACGACUUGUCCUGCAUGCAAAGGAACAGGAAAAAUUGUAUCGAGUUUCUGCAAGUCUUGCAAAGGAAACCGUGUACUACGAGGACCAAAGACGGUGAAAGUAGAUAUCAUGCCUGGAGUUGACACUGACGAGACACUCAAAGUGUAUGGAAGUGGUGGAGCAGAUCCUGAAGGCAAUCGACCUGGAGAUCUUUACGUUGUUCUUAAGGUCAGAGAAGACCCUGUUUUCCGGAGAGAAGGCUCUGAUAUUCAUGUCGAUGCUGUUUUGAGUAUCACCCAGGCAAUCUUGGGAGGAACAAUCCAAGUCCCAACUCUGACAGGAGAUGUUGUUGUUAAGGUUCGUGCUGGCACUCAACCUGGCCAAAAGGUUGUCCUCAAAAAGAAAGGAAUAAAAGGACGGAAUUCCUUCUCAUUUGGGGAUCAGUUUGUUCACUUCAAUGUCAGCAUUCCCACGAAUUUGACACCAAGACAGCGUCAAUUGAUUGAAGAGUUUGCCAAGGAAGAGCAAGGGGAGUAUGAUAAAGGGGCUGCAGCAGGAGCCUCGAGGUGAGGGCAGGGCACAGUGCUUACAAGGUAGGUUAGGGGAUAUAGGUGCGAGUCAAAAGUGUGUACUAUCACGUAUUCUUUCUCUUAUGAGCUGGGGAACUUAGCCAGAGCAAUUUUGGGGUUUGGUCAUCACCAUUUUAUCGGUUUCCUUUACAUUCAAGUAAGGAUUUAAUUGUUGCUUGAUGGAGGAGACAGGUUGGUUAUAGUAUUAUUAUUGUGACAAUGAGAUAAUGUAGCACUUGAUCUGCAACUUAGUGUUGUAUAUAAAUAUGAUGAAACAAAUAAAUGUUUCUAAAGAAAAGUGAAAUUCUACCAUGAUAUUGGUCCUU